Molecule: messenger RNA, 1086 nt
Organism: Eurytemora carolleeae
Lineage: Eukaryota; Metazoa; Arthropoda; Copepoda; Calanoida; Temoridae
Product: transcription initiation factor TFIID subunit 11
Exons: 9
Coding region: 1-1086 (361 amino acids)
Source: RefSeq, a predicted model, not a curated record
AUGUUUAAAUCUACGCGAGAAAGUACUGAAACUGAGAACAAGGAGAAUGAAAAGGGAUUUUCAGGUGUUGUAGAGAAUGUACCGGAAACAGGAACGGGAAAUAUAGAUCUUGAAAUAGAAACAAACUCCGUGGAUUCUUCAGGAUCCAGGUUUCGAGAGUCUAAAUCGGCAGAAGUUGGGCAAGAUACUAGUGAGAGUAGUGAGAGACAGGAGGCAAAUUUAUCCUUCAAGGAAAGAUUAAAACUUAGGUUUCAAAAGUUUCGAGAAACUAAUCCUAUUUUCUCAUCAUCCACUAGGAAGCCAACAGGUUCAGCUGUGAGACCCUCCACUAUUACAGAGAAACCUAACCAAGUUGAAAAACCAGAUGAAAAGGAUGAGAAGAAAAGGUUCGGAUCUCGGAAGAACUAUAUCCGGGAGCAUAUUAGAUCUGUGCUUAGUGCUUCAGCUUCUCCUAAACCUGUCACUUCAAUUCUAGAGAGAACAUUCAUUCCUUCUAGAUCAAGCUCUUUCUCAAAUCUUGCAGAUCAUGUUGGAAAUGGACCAGAGUCAAAGGAAGAACCUAAAAACCGGUUUUCUUUCAAGAAAUUCGACAGGUUUAACCGACCAGAGAUUCGGAGAAAUCAUCUUAACAACAUAUUUUCCAAAGAAAAAGAUAAAAAGACGGGAAAUGAAGAGACUAAUGAAAACACAGACGAAACGCAAGAUGAUGAAAAAAAUGAAGAAGAAGAAGAAAAUAUUCCAAUUCUUGUUCUCAAACCUUACAAAGAAACGACUAGUAUUGAAGACACUACAGGACAAGAAGAUUCUGAAGAAGAUGUCACUGAGAAUAUGGAGGAUAACCUGGAGUUAACUGAAGACUAUUCAAGCCCAGGAUUACUUGUAUCUGAAGAGAAGGAGGAAGAUUUUAGCUCAGAGGAUGAACAAUUUCAGAGGUUGAUCACAACACUAGGGUUGACUGGGUUGAAUGGACCUUUAGAUAGUUUACAGAUUGCAACUAUCAGGUAUCUUUCUUAUUAUGAUGAUAUUCUAAAAGUGCCUUCAAGGAUUCAUAAUUUCCUAAAGCGGACUGUAAAAGUGAAGGAGUAA